UUCAUAGGUCGAUGCUCAACUACUGAGCCAUGCUGGCGGGCUGAUAAGCAACUUUUAAUUUUAAUCCAGACAGCCUUGCUGGCUACCUAAAUAUCUAUGUACACUCUUCUAAACAUAGAAAACACCCACCUCAAAAGGAAACCAUCAAAAUCCCACCCAUUAUUGCAUAUUGCUCAAAGACCAUGAUAUCUCUGGCCACCCAGAAACUAAAAGUCAAGGUGUCUGCCCCAUGGGCACCAUAUGCAUAAAGGUGGGAUAGGUACAGGAUAACUACAUAAAAUCAAUCUUUUUGAAAUAGGGGUAAAUGGGAAACUAGCAGUUGCUGAUCCAUAGCAAGGUCUCUCUGCUCUGUCCAUAAAUAUAUUCCUUGGUUUUCCCAUCAGGCAACUGCUGAGUCACCUUCCUGGGAGUAACUCCCUUGUCUAAUGUCCUCAGGGGCUCUUGGUGUUGCCCUCUGGGAAGUCUUUGUUGACCUUUACUCUAGGUACAUAUCAGAAAGGAUGCACAUCUUGGAGGCUGGAUAGUCGUAGCACUUCGGGGGCUCAGGGAUUGUUUAGAUAGUUACAGGCUAUAGCAGGCCAGGUUUAGGGUUUUUAUUGAUUUAGGGUUGGUUUGUUUGACAAGUCAAUUUCCUAAAAACUUAGUAAUUUUCUGGUCUGUUUUCUUCAAUAAUUAUUAUGAGUAACAAGAAAGAUCUUGUCAAGGCAUAGUUUUUAUCAGAGAACCCAUCUUCACUUGCUGGGUUCUGUGUUCUUUCUUUCCCUUGGGUCUUAAAUGAAUGGCUUGGAUGGGUUCACAAUGGAAUUUAUCUGACCUUUUUUUCUCAGGAUGGCUCCCAUUAUUUGGCAGAAAAUUCUUAAGGGAAGAUUCUUGAAAAAGGUUAAGGAUAUUUCAGCAGCUUUCUCAGAAUCUUUACGUAAGGUGUGUGGCAGUAGUUGACUUUUUUCAUUCUUCAAGGCUCCAAAUUUGGGACUUUUGUCAAUAUUUUUUUUUUAGACAGAACAAUUCCCUAAGCAAAACUAUAUAUAUACCUUUCCAUCUCUGUAGACUUGUAAACCUUAGCCCGAGUGGUAUUUGUCUUGUAGGAUUUUGCUGAAAGAGGCAGAGGCAGCCCCACAUGCUGGCACUCUGAAGUUCUACCACACUUCCUUUGAUACCCUUACUUCAGUUGGCAUGAGGGCUCAUGGCUUAAAGCCCUACCAACCCAACUCAGCCCACUUCAUAUUUAAGAUCCUUUUACUUGCUGCACCUUACUUCUAGCUAUCAGAUUCUGUAUAGGUCAAGAUUCAUGGCUGUAGGUCAUAGAAUCUUCUUUAGCUACUAAACCGAAUGGGAUUGAUUAUGGGAAAUAGAUAGCUCACAGAAUUUUUGAGAGGGCUGAAGAAACAGAACCUAGGCUGAGCUUCUAGGAACUACAUCACAAGAGAGGGCUGCCAAAGAAGCUGCUGCUUUUGGAAUAAUCAAGAAGCUGCCUGCCACUUUGGGAAGCUGACCGCAGGAUUAGAAAGACAUGAACAGUUGCCAGCUCCAGAAUCACACCACUGCUACCACGCUUUGUGUUGGCCAACUUGGCUCCAAGUGAAAGUCUCAAACAAAAUCUAUUUACCGCCCCUAACUUCACAGCAGCCAGGGCUACCCGGUCACAAGUCCCUGCCCAUUGGAGAGGUUUGCUGGACAGCUCACCCAGAUCCUCUCUCGCACCCUCAUCCGAGUGAUUGGAGGCAGAGGGGCGGGGCGGGCAGAGGCAGUAGCAGCCUCAGCGUCAGGCGGCUCGCCCCACCCUCCCCUCACGAGCGCUGGGAGUCCCCUGGAGGCUGCCACUGUCGCUGCCACCCCUUCCGCCUCCAUCACUCCGUAAAGGUUCUGGAAUAGCGGGGGCGCGGGGAAUUCGAGGCUGACUCCUCGAGGCUGCUGGUGGAGCAGGAUCACUCGCGGGGACGCCGGCACUUCCGAGGCUGAGACCCCGAGGCUGCAGACGGAAACUCGGCAACGGCCUCCGGGGGCGCUGGUCCCCCGCAGGCAUGGCUGUCCCGGCGGCGGCGGUGGCAGGCUUCCCGCGUCACUUUCCGCGGCUGCUCCUGGUUUUGUGGUGCUGGGUGCCCACCGCAGAUUUCUUGAUAGUGGAGAUGGAAGGGAAGAAUCAGACUGUGCUGCUGAAUGACAAUGUCACCAUCUCCUGCAAGGUCCCUGGUUCCACACCCCUGAACAUCAAGGGUAUGGGUGUUAUCUGGUAUCGGAAGCAUCAGGCAGAUGAAACAGAGCACAAGGUGUUUGAAAUGUAUGGAAACCAUCAAAAGGCAUUCAGACCCGGAGCCAGCGUGUCUCCAGAGGGGCUAGAGAAGGGGGACGCCUCACUGCACCUUCCUGGAGUCCAGCUGAGGGACGCAGGAGAGUACCGAUGUGAGGUGGUGGUCACCCCCGAGAAGGCCCAGGGAGCAGUCGUUCUAAAGGUUUUGGCUUCCCCAAAGUGCACCUUGUUUCCAGAACAAGCCACGGCGAAAGAUGAUGGUGACCAAUAUAGUUUGUGUAAGGCAAGUGGAUUCUACCCAAAGGACAUUAACAUCACAUGGUAUAUAUGGACCCAGGAGAAUCCCCAGGGCCAGGAGAUUUCUGAAGGCAUCACCAAUGGUCCAGCCGUCAAGAAUGAGGACGGCACAUUUAAUAAAACCAGCCAUUUGAGGUUGGAACACAAUGUGGUCACCUGCCAAUGUGUGAUAAGACACAUAUCCUUGCCCACCUCCUGCAGGUCGAACUUUGUCCCGUCUCGGAUAGGAUCUGAGAUGGGAAAUACCUGGGGGACUACCGAUACUUGGAUUACUGCUGUUUGCUGUAGUGUACUACUAGUAGCAGUCAUUGGACUGAUUGUAUGGAAAAGGAAGAAAAAAUUGGUUUCGUUAUUCGUUGGGGCGAUCCGUGCACUUAGCUCCUGGACUGCGGGUCUCCUUGGGCGGCAGGAGCAGCGCUACGGACUGAGAAGCGGUGUAAAACUUCUGCAUGGAGUAAAAGAAAAUGGCCCGAACCAAGCAGACUGCUUGCAAAUCACAGUUGGGAAAGUGCACGCAAACAGCUGGCCACUAAGCUGUCAGGAAAAGUGCCCCCUCUACCAGCGGGGUGCAGAAGCCCCAUCACUACAGGCCCUGGACCAUUGCACUUGGAGAAAUCCGUCAGAUACCAGAAAUCUACAGGGCUUCUGAUCCGGAAGCUGCCUUUCCUGAGAGAGGAAGGGAGAAGGAUGGAGAGUUAGAAACAUCGAUGAGAGAGAAACAUCGAUCAACCUUGAAUCUCAAUGAACUAUACUAUGAAUAUUGAAGAGAGUGAAAAUACAUACACAGAGUCUGUUGUAUUACUAAUUAAGAUGUAGCUGUGGCUUUAUUAAAACAGCAGCAAUUUCCAAAACAUUCCUAUAAAAGAUAAAAUAGUGGCUAAGAAUUUUGCUUUCAGGACAACUUUUAGAAGCCAGUCAAUGCGCAAAGGGACUGUUUCAUUCUUUUGUGAUGGCUCUGGUGACUUCUGGAUAGUUCUAUCUGCCCCUCUCUACCCAGUUUCAGGGCCUCAGAAUGGAAGCUGAAAUACUAGAGGCUGAAAUAUUGUAGCCAAAGUGGACAAAGGAGCUCCUUUUCCGUGAAGGUGUUUCUUUCUCUGAAGCUGUUAGUCCAGCAUCCAUCAGCAUACAUGAAGGUCAUAAUAAGGCCUUGUGACUUUCAAAGUAUCUGUCUAUGUACCAAUUAACCGGGACUCUAAUUGAAAUAUCACAUUUUUUGAAUGGACACAUGUAUGUUUAUAUAUAAGCUUGUGCCUAAAAUAGGUCUGCAGGGAAAACCAUUAGUUAUUUCUUGUCUUCUGAAAAACAUGUCUUCUGGAAUUUAUACAUGAAAAACACCUUUUUAAAAUUAUUAGUUUUCCUUUUCAUGAAGGAAACCAGUGCUACUUAAUCUAUAUUUUAUCAAUAUUUAUUAUGGCUAUAAAAACCAUACAGUAAUGAUGAUUUAUACAUCCUAUUUUGAAGUUAGGAUUUUAUUUGGGGAGUAUUUAAAAAAAUUUUCUAUUUAAAUGUUGAAUUAAAGAUUUAACCUUUUAUAAAUAUGUGGCCCAAAAUGUUCUGUUAAUUUUAAACUUUGAAAAGAAAUUUUAUUAGUCCUAUGUGUAUCUGAUAUUUCUUGGCUUAUUUAGAUAGUUAGACUGUUUUUUAAACAAUAAAGAGAUAAUUGGAUUUUAAUUGAAAAUCAGACACAGAGACUUUAUAUAAGUUUAUUAUAUUUUAAUUUGUUUAUUGACUUUGUGUUGUAAAAAGUCUUUCAGUGCAAUAUUUGUUGGAAUAUUUUUUGAAAUAUUGUUGCUAAGGUCAUUUGUAUAGGUUCCUUUUUAAUUAUAUUAAAUGUAAAAUCAGAACAA
Molecule: messenger RNA, 4392 nt
Organism: Myotis lucifugus (little brown bat)
Lineage: Eukaryota; Metazoa; Chordata; Mammalia; Chiroptera; Vespertilionidae
Product: natural cytotoxicity triggering receptor 3 ligand 1-like
Exons: 8
Coding region: 2022-3194 (390 amino acids)
Biological process (GO): cellular response to lipopolysaccharide; positive regulation of T cell proliferation; negative regulation of T cell proliferation
Cellular component (GO): external side of plasma membrane
Source: RefSeq, a predicted model, not a curated record